Messenger RNA from Paramormyrops kingsleyae, 2818 nucleotides. Its product is annotated as rho guanine nucleotide exchange factor 16-like. NCBI's taxonomy places the organism in Eukaryota, Metazoa, Chordata, Actinopteri, Osteoglossiformes, Mormyridae. Gene Ontology annotation, biological process: activation of GTPase activity. Gene Ontology annotation, molecular function: protein binding; guanyl-nucleotide exchange factor activity. The record is from RefSeq and is a predicted model, not a curated record.
UUGUUAAGUUUUCGCGUGAUUUGCGGGCGGCUUUCGGAAAGCCGUGUUUCCCUGGAAUGGAACCAGCUGACGCUUCCCUGCUGAACUUUCUAAGCAGCACGGCGGCUUGUUUCUGACCAGUUAAGAAAAAAAACAGCGUCCGAGCUGCUUUUGUUCGGAGCGAGUUGACAGGCGUGUUAUUCAAUGUGUUAUUCUAUAUGCUGAUCUGACUCCAAACCAAGACCAAGUCCUGCACCCCACCUUGAUCCCCACAGGGGGUUCGGUGAUGCGCUGGUAGAGGCCGGUGCUGUCACCGCAUUGACGGCCACGUUUGGACGGGUCAUUUCCGAGGUACAUGUCAGGCAGACAGCUGGACGGAGCUCGCUCCAGACUGAUGGGGGAGCCGAGGUCCGCAAUGCUGGAGCAUCGGAUGUCUGCUUUGCAGCUGGAUGGUCACUCGAACCUCGGAGGCUCUCUGGAGGACCUUCCACACCCGGCAGAUGCCCGGGACGAGCUGGGUCGGAGGGGAGUGGUGCUUAGCACCCAGAGCAAGGCGGCUCAGAAAACUGGGAAAGAGCAGAUCAUCCCGCGAAACCUGGCAGUAUCCAGUCGUCCCAAGGCUCGCCACCACACUACCGUAGUCACCCUCCCUGCUUCUCUCGGUGGACAGAAGGACAAGCGACCGUCAGCCCCUGGCCUGCAGCUGUCCUGGGAGGACUGCGACAGCGAGGGCGAUGGUGGUUCGCUGAACCGGAACCGCAGAAACAAGUCAUACCGGGCCGCCGUGGACUUUCUUACCGGUGGACAGACGCCCGCUGACCUGGAUGCCCUCGCCCUGAACCCCGCCAGCAAGGAGCCGACACGGCGUGGGCCGCAACGCAGCAAGAGGACCAUUGGAUGGAAAAGGAACCAGAAAAUCAGGAGUUCUUUCAAAGAUGAGCCCCGGCUGUACCAGGAGAUCCGAGAACGAGGCCUGACCUCCAACAAUCAGAGUGCUGAUGACGAGUUGCUUGAUGAUACGCAGGCUGAGCCACCAGAACCAGACCGUAGCAUCGUGGUCCAGAGCUACAGGCCUGCCUAUAUUACCUGGGGCCAACUGCCACAGGUGAAAGAAACCGGUAUUCUCCUGAAUAUAUCGGCAUCAGAGAGGAAGCGACAGGAGGCCAUAUUUGAAAUCAUCACAUCCGAAUACUCAUACCUGCACAGUCUGAACAUCCUGGUACGUCACUUCAGGGCCAGCAAGGAGCUGCAUGACACCAUGACAGCGACAGAGCAUCACCAUCUCUUUUCGAACAUCUUAGACAUCCAGGCUGCAAGUCACCGGUUUUUUGAUGACCUGGAGAGACGGCACCGCGAAAACCCUUUGAUCCGUGACAUCAGCGACAUCAUACACGACCACGCGGCAAACCACUUCCAGCCGUACAUCAACUACUGUGCCAAUGAAACUUUCCAGCAGAGGGCGCUCCAGAAGCUGCUGUCCUCCAGUGGCCCUUUUAAGGAGGUGCUGAAGCAGAUCGAGAUGAAGCCAGAAUGUGGAGGACUUCCCAUGCUCUCCUUCCUCAUCCUGCCCAUGCAGAGGGUGACCAGGCUCCCGCUGCUCAUGGACACCAUCUGGCAGAAAACGGCCAAGGACACGGCUGAGUACUUUGCUGCAGAAUGGGCAUUGAAGGCCAUCAGCAAGCUGGUAAAGAAAUGCAACGACGGGGCUCGGACUAUGGAGAGGACUGAGCAGAUGUACACGAUCCAGCGCCAGCUUGACUUUGGCAAGAUCAAGCCCUUUCCACUCAUCUCCGUGUCCCGCUGGCUGCUGAAGCGGGGCGAGGUGGCCACGUGUUCUGAGGACGUCAGCAUCUGGAAAGCCUUCAGUACAAAGAGCUACUACCUCUUCCUGUUCAAUGAUGUGCUUAUUAUCACCAAGAAGAAGAGUGAGGAGACCUAUGUGGUGAUGGACUAUGCUAUGCUGGAGAACCUGGAGGUGGAAGCGGCACAGUGGGAAGGACAGAGCUCACCUUCGCUGAAGCAGGGCGGCUCCAGCCCCUACCCCCUCAGGAUCUUGAUGAAGAAGAACAGUGAGGGACGUGAGGAGCACAUGCCGUUAGCGGCGGAGUCUCAGCUGGAUCGUGAUCGAUGGGUGGCGGCUCUGCAACACAACAAAAACACAGACAGUGUGCCAAACAAAGAGGACCUGCCCCAGUAUGAGGUGACGAAGGCUUAUCUUCCCAGGGAGUCGGACGAGCUGGGACUGCAGCAGGCUGAGGUCGUCGUCGUGCUGCAGGGCCGAGGCGACUGGUACCGCGGUGAGAGAAUGCGCGAUGGGGAGCAAGGCUGGUUCCCAGCCAGCUGUGUCACAGCGAUCACCAACCGCGCAGCUGUGGCCAACAACUUGCGCCGAAUGGAGCGGCUGCGGAAGGAGACCAAUGUCUGAAGAGGGCGAGGAACACACAACCCCUCCCCCAUCCCUCCAGACUUUUGUCCUGGCACUGGUACAGCAUUACGCAACCGCAUGUUUUUAGCAUGCAAAACACACCUGUAGGCAUGAGACAUGAACAGACUGUUCUGAAUGUCCAGGAUGUUUUCAAAAUAACUCAGAGGGACAGUGCCGAGUGUCUAGGGCUGUUCCGAAUGCUUUAAACACUGCAGUAAGAGACAGGAAUACUGAGCAUGUACAUGUUAAAACGUCCAUCUUUUUAAAGCUCAGGGCCAAUGGGGUUGUUUUUAAUAAUUUUAAUGGUUAAACCUGGGUGCCUCCGUUGUAAAGGCCCUAAGUACAACAUGUGGCACUAGGGUGUCGGGACGGUGUCUACGGAAUGAACUCUUGCAAUAAAACAGUUAAACUUUG